AGUAUUUUGAGUGCGCGUUGUGCAAAAAAAAAAAAUAAACAUACGUACAUACAUAUAUCGAGAAGCAAUAGCCGCAAAGCGUUGAAAUAAAUUAAUCAAUAACGCUAUGUCAACGGAAAGCAAUACCCCAGUGGAUCCAAGAGUGCAGGUUGAAUUGGAGAAACUCAAUACAGCAACAGACAAUAUCAAUAAAUAUGAAGUGGAACUUGAUGAGGCGAAAUGUGAUUUCAAGCGUAUCUUGGCCGAGAGUGACGUGCGCAUCAAGCAGGCUGCACACAAAUUGGGCAACUCGAUUGAGGCGGCGAAACCCUACUACGAGUCGCGUAUUUAUGCAGCGCAAUUGGCAAAGGAAACACAACAGGCGGCGGUCAAUUAUGAAAAGGCCAAAUCGAUACAUUGCGCUGCCAAGGAAAUGGUCUAUUUAGCCGAGCAGGGGCUGGGUGAGAAGGCGACGUUGGAUACGGCCUGCCAAGAAAUGCUCAGUCAUGCUACUACCAAAGUGAAUCAAUCACAGGUGGAGGUGACGGAUGCGCGGAAUGCAUUGAAAAUGUGUCAACUCAAAUUGGAAGUGGCUAAUAAUCGUGUGGGUAAAUUGCAGGGGCAACUGAAGCAGGCCAUACGCGCAUCGAGUUUAAGCCUUAGACGAGACUUACUUGAAAUGAACUCUUUGGUUUAUCAGCACCGUUGCAAUUAUUUACCCUUCUACGAGGCGCGCGCCAACUACAAUGGCCUGCUGAAAGCGCAGAAACAAAAGAUCAAUGAGCUGGAGAGCAAGGUGACCGAAGCGAAAAUGACUUACAACGAGGCGCUGAAGAACCUCGAGCAGAUCUCCGAAGAUAUACACCGUCAACGGCAGGUGCAGCGAGACCUACUAAACGACACGCUCCUACCCGAACUGUGCGUGGCGAAUAAAACGACCGCAGCCAUAGUGCAAAAGUAUCAAAACUUGCCAUGCGACGAGCUCGACGACGCAGCGGAAGAGUAUCUGCAAUUGCCUGCCAAACUGAGCACGCAGUCCAGUCCAGUGCAUCAGCGGCGUUUCGACGAGCACGAGUGUCCACAUUUGCUACAGGACUUUCCAACGCUCAAUCUGAGGGAGAAGAAACUCACCAGCGGCGGUAUGCACAAAUCCGCCAGUACCAACACUACCGGCGACGGCCUAUUCGUACACCACGCACAACUGCACGGCCCUUACGAGGUGAAAUCGGCUGGUGGCGGCAGUGGCAGCGGCGGUACAGGCAGUGGUAGCGCGCAUGACGCCAGCUCCAGCACUGGCGCUGAUGCGGACGAAGAUAUCGAGCAAUGGACUGAGAUACGGCUCUCGCACUCGGAGAGCACAAGCUCGAGCUACUCAAAUCAAUCGCUGCUACACGAUCAGCAAGCGACCGCUGAAGAUGCGCAAUCGCAUCACUCCUCAUCAUCCUCAUCGGAUGAGCCGAAACGUAAGGUGACAUGCACGACGAUCUUUCACGAUGAUCAACUCAACAAGAAGCAGAGUUUGAGUCAAUGGCUAUCACGUUCGAAUAGUUUGAAAAUGUCUGGACGCCGUCAAAGUCUUGAUUUGCUCAUCGAUGCGGGCGAUAAGGUGAAAGAUGUGUUUAGUUUCGGCUUUCAGAAGGUGGGGAAAACAUUGGAGCGACGCAAUAGCGAAUCUGAGAUGAACGCCGAGAAUGCGGACAAUGGUGGCGCUGCCGGCGCUGUGGGUGCUGCGAGCGGUGGCGGUGGCGGUGGCAAGACCUCCUCGGCGGGUGAUUUCUUCCUCUUCUCCAGAUCAACAGAGCCCAAAGAAUUGCUCUCCGAUGAGCAAGUCGAGAAUUUAUUAUUAAAUCCCAUACUGGAUGAGAAUGGUGUCAUAAUUGUUGAGCAGCUUAAAUCGCCAUUACAACAACCAAAUCAAUUUGGUUUGGCUGCCACUACGCCGACGUCGACGACGACAAGCACUACAACAGCGAACAGCAUAGCUACGCUGCUCUUCUAAGUGAAUUUAUGUGGAAAAAAAAAAUGAAAAAAUAAAAAAAUAAAUAAAAUAAAAUAAAAUAAAAUAAUUAAUUAAUUAGUAAUGCAUGAAAUCAGAAACACUGAACAAAUAUAUAUAGAAACUUUAACUUAGAAUUCACACAGAAACGUAGUUGAGGCAUUCAAUUUGUAUUGAGCACGGGAGAACAUGAGAAAACAUAUCAUUUAGGGCGGACUUUUAUUGUUGGUGCAAAUAAACUACGUUAAUUAUAUGCAUACAUACAUACAUAUAUGCAUACUUACAUACAUGCGUAUGUAAUGCAAAA
Molecule: messenger RNA, 2282 nt
Organism: Ceratitis capitata (Mediterranean fruit fly)
Lineage: Eukaryota; Metazoa; Arthropoda; Insecta; Diptera; Tephritidae
Product: SH3 domain-binding protein 5-like
Exons: 9
Coding region: 107-1978 (623 amino acids)
Biological process (GO): intracellular signal transduction; negative regulation of protein tyrosine kinase activity
Cellular component (GO): cytoplasm
Molecular function (GO): protein kinase inhibitor activity
Source: RefSeq, a predicted model, not a curated record